CUGAAGCAGGAAAAAUUUGCGACGUCGUGGGCGCCGAGUUCUGCGCUGAAUGAGUUGUGCGCUUCCACAGUGUUGCGGAUUCACUGCAUCAGGAUGGAUGAUGCCGCUUCGUCCAGUUGACUUGGCCGUGAUGCCCAGCUGACUGAUUGCUGUUGCGAGGACUGGUUUGCGGAUUUGAAGCGAUGGUUGUUCUUCGGCUGCUUCUUCUUCCUCUUCGACUUUUUCGAUGGAUUAGCAUUGGGUUCGGUGACACUGUGACCAGCCUGGGGAACUGACAUUACCAGCCGCGGGAAUCGGUGUCUAGGGGAUCUUCCGGUAGGCCAAAUGAUGAGGCGGAGGUUCGUUUUCAGCUUUCUAUCGCGAGCAACGAAAUGUAAAGCGGUUCGCCCUUUUCAUAUCUCGAAAUUUUGUGUUUGGCUCAUCUGGAGGACAGGUGGGGUGGUGGGAAUUGCCUCGAAACCGUUGUGCCGGAGCAGCCGAAGCGUAUCUUUAGUAUUCGUUUAAAAUAUUGGUCAUCAGUCUCCUUUGAUGGGCCCUACUCCCUUUCUUUGGCUUCUUUACUUGUCUAUUUUAUCCAGUUAUCUGGUUAUUUUUUGUUUAACUGGCUUUCAGUUGUAGGGUAAAGUGGGUGUUCAGGUCCAAUCGUCUAUGCUACAUGUUCACAAGGCACGCAGGGAGUUGGACGAGAAGGGGACCCGAAGCAGGCCAAGGAUCAUAAUCUCAGGUCACAGGGUUUUCUUAUGAGGAGUAAUUGCAGGGCACAGAGGGCUGAUGGUGGAUCUGAGCGCGCAUCAGAGUCUGUUUAGUUGUCGCCUGUCCUUUGCGAGGGCAUUGAGUUUGUGGGUUGUCCCUGCGAGGCCAUUGAGCGAGUGUCUGAGAAGUAAAUGAUCGAGUUGCUAGUUGGGAGGCAUGAGGUGUGAGUAAUGGCGGUGGAGUUCUUGAUCUUUAACGCGCCGCCUUCAUGAUUAUCAUCAUGAGUCUGAAUGCUCGGAUACGAUUCUACUGAACUCCCGAAAUCGAGCUUGUACUGCAAUCUCUCUUGAAAUUUAUAAUUUUUUCUUGUUUUUCGGGGUGGUAGCGAUCAGUUCGCUUGGAGUAGAUUACUUCGAAUGAUCGCUGGAGAAGGUGCAGCGUCACAGAAUCAUUCGGAAAUUCUGGAAUUAGUGGAGCGGGUAGUCAUGAGCGCAUUGUAUUACACAUGAAGCGGAGCAGGAGGAGGAGGAGGAGGAUUAAUUAGUUUGUGUAUAUUUGUUUAUUGUCCUUACCUUUUCCUGGUUUUAGUUUUAUUUUGUUUUGUUCUUUUCGAGGGGAUUCGUCAUGAGAUUUCAAGCCUACGAACUAGUGGGUUGAGUUGGUGGCUGCUCUUCUGUGCGCUCGAUGGUGCCGUCGAUCACAAGCAUCCAAGGCUCCCUGGGUCUAUGUCCCGGAGACUCGAAUGCUCACCAGACUUCUCCCUUGAGACGUAACUACUUUGCGCUUUAUGCACCUUCUUCUUCCACUACUUCUUCCAGGCGAAUAGUAGCCGGCGCUACCGAGUCUCCUUUUCCCGCAACGUAGUCCUUUCGCGACCUCAUGGACAGGGUUGAGUUCUACGGCGUAGCAAUUGCACGUCUUGGUGCGUGCAUCCUUCAUAAAGAUAUAUAUUCCACAGCUGCUUUCGGUGUAAAGUUUUGACCCAACUGACCUUGGGGUGAAGUUGUAAGAUCUCGUAGCAGAUCGAUUAUUCAGCACGUAUUUAUCAUGGGGGCCAAAUCGCAGAGUAGACAGAUACUUCCGAAAACCUUGAGGACUUUGACGAACAAGCAAUUGAGCUGUCGGAGCGUACACUGUUCUGAGAUGCCACUUAUCGGAGAAUCCUCAGAAUACCUGAGGAAGAGUAACACACCAGAUCAAUCUAGUUCCCCAGCCUUAGAUUCUCAGAUAUGGAGCAGAUUGCAACCAGAAUUGGUGGCGCGAAUUCUAGCGCACCUUCCUCUUACGGCGCUUGUCCAAACGAGGCUCCUUAACAAGAAAUGGGACCGAGAAAUUUAUUCUGGGGGUUUGUUGGGUCAUGAUGAGUAUUCAACCCACCCAAUUUCUCGAUCAUGGUUGAUUUUGUUUGAGAACGGCUUCCCAGGGAGCCCUUACAAACUUCAAGCAUUCGACCCUGCUCAGAACGACUGGCAAACAUUCACCACUGCCCCUCAUUUCGCGACUGCGCAAAAAAUCGGGGGGUUGGUGUUAUGUGGUGCAGCCUCGGGCCUGAUGGUAUUCAAAAUUAGCGCCGUAAAGAGCCAUUUUAUACGGUUUGGUGUGUUCAACCCCAUCACUAGGUCGUGGAAGAAGCUUUCACCGUUGCUAAAUCGGCGGCAGGGGCCCGUUGUUAGCAUGUUCACUGAGAGAUCCUCAGGGAGUUCCAAAUUCGGAACUGGCCACUACAAAUUGGUGGUGGCCGGCGGUCUGGAAUACGACCAGCAAGUGCAGACCACUGAGAUUUACGACUCCCGAGCCGAAUGUUGGCGCAUCGCUUGUGACAAAUUCAACAACCAGCAGAGUCAUGUCUGCGACGAGAUGCGUACCUCCACGGCGUUCUGCGAGGGGGCGGUUUACCACAUGCGCUUCAAUCGGAUCCUGUCUUUCGAUCCAAGUCGAGAGCUUCAUACGUUCGUGAUGUAUGACACCAAGAACUCACGGUGGCGGCCAUUGCGCGUACCCUUACCACCAGACCUCGUCUUCACCGAAUACCCAUCCAUCAAACGCGUAUGGAAGGGGAGGUCACAUCUUGCCGACGUACUUCCACCUUCUUUGGUUGAAUCCAACGGGCGUCUUCUCCUGGUGGGUUUUCGGGAAGAUCGAGCAUUAUCGACGAUUGCAGGAAUUGGCGUCUGGGAACUCUCUCAGAGGAAGGCCUGGAAGCUGGUUACUAUGAUGCCGGAAACGCUGUUCAACCAAAUGUCCCCCACGGUCUGCACUUCAGCGUACAUAGAUCCGUCGUGGUAUCUGAAGUACGAGCUGCAGAGCGCCGGACAUGGCGACAUGGUGUACAUUUUUCAACCAAAUGGAGGCCAGGGAUUUGUUGCUCUCUGCGACUUCUCCCAGUCUCCCCCGGCGUGGCGACUCGUUCGGAACGGCUUCGUACCCAAAUCUGAGUGCUCACAGAAUUUGCACGGGUGUGUCAUUGAUCUCAGAUUAGACACCCUGAUUUAAUUCCAGGGAGGUGAGCACUUUUGUACAGAAGAUUAGAGAUGACAUGAGAUGUCAUGUCUCAGUGAGAGUUGCUGUGGUGACACCCACAUCUGAGUAAAGGGCGCUUCAAAUGGAGCACCGCUGUAAGUGUAAGAUUUCUGAUAGUUGACUAGCCAAUUUUGAGCAAGCAAUAUGAUCGCAUCCUUGUACAUGUAUGGUAGAGAGUGAACUAUCUCGUAGCAGAUUGGCAACUGAUUUUGAACGGUCACCUUUUGACUAUUGUAUACCAUUUUAAGAAGCCAUUGAACCUUCCACAAUCUUGUAAUAACAGGCGUUGAUUAAUAAAACUCUGUGGUGUCUGCUCCCCUACCGUGACUAAUUUUAGGUUC
Physcomitrium patens is the source of this 3554-nucleotide messenger RNA. Its product is annotated as protein UNUSUAL FLORAL ORGANS. Gene Ontology annotation, molecular function: protein binding. NCBI's taxonomy places the organism in Eukaryota, Viridiplantae, Streptophyta, Bryopsida, Funariales, Funariaceae. The record is from RefSeq and is a predicted model, not a curated record.